Closterium sp. Naga37s-1 is the source of this 1215-nucleotide messenger RNA. Lineage: Eukaryota; Viridiplantae; Streptophyta; Zygnematophyceae; Desmidiales; Closteriaceae. The record is from the annotation of a GenBank genome assembly.
AUGCGGGAUUCCGGCGAGGUGGAGGUCCUGGAGGACGUGAUGGAGGAGGAGCAGGAUGAAUUGCUCCCCAACCCGUUCUACCCGGCCCCCGUGGUCACCCCUCCCGAUGUGACCGUCGAGAUGGAGGAGGAGGCCGUGCUGGCCGCUGAAGCUGACGAAGCCGAUGCGGAGGCUGUACCUGCUAAGUCAGACUCGAGCGAGUCCGACGAUGGAGAGGCGGGCGAAGCUGACGAGUGGAGCGACGAAGGGGAUGAGUGCGCCCUGCCCUGCGCCAGCGCCCUGCCCUGCGCCAGCGCCCUGCCCUGCGCCAGCGCCCUGCCCUGCGCCAGCGCCCUGCCCUGCGCCAGCGCCCUGCCCUGCGCCAGCGCCCUGCCCUGCGCCAGCGCCCUGCCCUGCGCCAGCGCCCUGCCCUGCGCCAGCGCCCUGCCCUGCGCCGGCGCCCUGCCCUGCGCCGGCGCCCUGCCCUGCGCCGGCGCCCUGCCCUGCGCCGGCGCCCUGCCCUGCGCCGGCGCCCUGCCCUGCGCCGGCGCCCUGCCCUGCGCCGGCGCCCUGCCCUGCGCCAGCGCCCUGCCCUGCGCCAGCGCCCUACCCUGCGCCAGCGCCCUGCCCUGCGCCAGCGCCCUGCCCUGCGCCAGCGCCCUGCCCUGCGCCAGCGCCCUGCCCUGCGCCAGCGCCCUGCCCUGCGCCAGCGCCCUGCCCUGCGCCAGCGCCCUGCCCUGCGCCAGCGCCCUGCCCUGCGCCAGCGCCCUGCCCUGCGCCAGCGCCCUGCCCUGCGCCAGCGCCCUGCCCUGCGCCAGCGCCCUGCCCUGCGCCUGCGCCCUGCCCUGCGCCUGCGCCCUGCCCUACGCCCGUGCUGCGGCCCUGCGCGUCGCGCCCUACGGCAGCCUGCCCGUCGCGCGCUGCUGCCCCGCGCGUAGCGCUCUGCUGCAGCCCGCGCGUCGCACCCUAAGGCAGCCCACGAGUCGCGCGCUGCUGCCUGACGCGUCGCGCUCUGCUGCAGCCCGCGCGUCGCGCUCUCAGGCAGCCCGUCGUGUCGCGCUCUGCUGCCCCUCGCGUCACGCGCUGCUGCAGCCUGCGCCAGCGCCCUGCCCUGCGCGCGCUGGCGCCCUGCCCUGCGCCAGCGCCCUGCCCUGCGCCCGCGCCCUGCCCUGCGCCCGCGCCCUGCCCUGCGCCAGCGCCCUGCGCUGCGCCAGCGCCCUGCUAAACCCUAAAUAA